Marmota flaviventris (yellow-bellied marmot) is the source of this 1490-nucleotide messenger RNA. It is a transcript of the gene Cxcr1, whose product is annotated as C-X-C motif chemokine receptor 1. Gene Ontology annotation, cellular component: external side of plasma membrane; membrane. Gene Ontology annotation, biological process: calcium-mediated signaling; positive regulation of cytosolic calcium ion concentration; neutrophil chemotaxis. NCBI's taxonomy places the organism in Eukaryota, Metazoa, Chordata, Mammalia, Rodentia, Sciuridae. The record is from RefSeq and is a predicted model, not a curated record. Gene Ontology annotation, molecular function: C-C chemokine binding; interleukin-8 binding; C-C chemokine receptor activity.
UGUUAAGUCACUGUUGUCUUCUCUGAGUUACAGGCUCCUGCCUUGGUUGUUCCUGGCUGGUACCUCAGGUCAAACCAUGUCUGAAAUCAAAGAAGGCAUGUGGAAUAUCUCUGAUCUGUGGGCAUUCUUUGAGUAUGAUUUCAAUUUCACUGGCAUGCCACCUCUGGGUGAAGAGUACAGCCCCUGUAGCCUGGACACUGAGAUGCUUAACAAGCAUGUUGUGGUAGUCAUCUAUGCUGUGGUGUUCCUGCUGAGCUUGCUGGGAAACUCCCUGGUGAUACUAGUCAUCUUAUACAGUCAGGUCAACCGUUCAGUCACCGAUGUCUACCUGCUGAAUCUAGCCAUGGCCGAUCUGCUCUUUGCUCUGACCUUGCCCAUCUGGGCGGCUGCUAAGGAGAAGGGUUGGAUUUUUGGCACACCCCUGUGCAAGAUGGUCUCAUUCCUGAAGGAAGUGAACUUCUACAGUGGUAUUCUACUACUGGCCUGCAUCAGCAUGGACCGAUAUCUGGCCGUUGUCCAUGCCACACGUACACUGACCAAGAAGCGCCACUUGGUCAAGUUCAUAUGUCUCGGCAUCUGGGGAUUCUCUUUGAUUCUGUCCCUGCCCUUCUUCAUCUUCCGCCAGGCCUUUAGUCCUACCAAUUCCAGCCCAGUCUGCUAUGAGUUCCUGGGUAAUGAUACAGCAAAAUGGCGGAUGGUGUCGCGGAUCCUGCCCCAGACCUUUGGCUUUGUCAUACCACUGCUCAUCAUGCUGUUAUGCUAUGGCUUCACCCUGCGCACCCUGUUUAAGGCCCACAUGGGGCAGAAGCACCGGGCCAUGAGGGUCAUCUUUGCUGUUGUGCUGGUCUUCCUGCUCUGCUGGCUGCCUUACAACCUGGUCUUGGUUGCAGACACCCUCAUGAGGACCCACUUAAUAGAGGAGACCUGUGAGCGCCGCAAUGACAUUGACCGGGCCCUGGAUGCUACAGAGAUUUUGGGCUUCCUCCACACCUGCCUCAACCCCAUCAUUUAUGCCUUCAUUGGCCAAAAUUUUCGCAAUGGAUUCCUUAAGAUCCUGGCUACCCGUGGCCUGAUCAGCAAAGAGUUCCUGACACGUCAUCAUGUUACCUCAUACACUUCUUCCUCUAUCACUGUCCCUUCAAACCUCUGAAAAGCAUCAAUGAAAGGAUAUGUCACCUUCAUAAAGAAAGAAUAACCCUCAUCCCAAGGUUGUGUGGGGGGUAGCCUGGGUCCAGACAGAUGUUAUCUGGGUUUGGAGGGGAACUAUAAAAUGUGGGGAAGUUAGGGACUUUUGUCUUCAGGGCCCUCACCAGCCUUCUGAGGAAGUGCCAAGAGACCUCCAAGGACUAGCUUCAGGUUUCCAUGGAAAGGAACCCCACCAUUUCUGUUGAAUUCUUGGAUCUUUGACCCACUAACUGGAUAAUCAGCACUGUCACAUGCAUAGCCCCAUCUGACAUUGGAGCAAAACAAACAAGCAAGCAAUCAGCAAA